AUGAAUUCUAGGCCCGCUUCAAUCAUGAUGAGGGAGACAAAUGUCUCGAGAGAAGCGAGAAGCUCACAGCCCAAUGACAGCAGCAGCCUGAGCAACCCUGACGUGGGUAAUGAAGAUGAAGAUGAAGUCCAAUAUAUCACUGGAGUAGAAUUGACACUGGUUAUACUUGCGGUCAUUGGUGUUGCUUUACUUAUCAUGCUCGAUAUGUCCAUUAUCGCUACGGCAACCCCUAAAAUCACGAGCGACUUUCACUCUACUGCCGGUGUCGGUUGCUGUACUCUCCAGCCUAUGUCAGGCAAGUUAUAUACACGAUUCAAUGUCAAGUAUACGUACAUUGCCUUCAUCGCCCUUUUCGAGCUUGGCUCGUUGGUAUGUGGUGUUUCGACCUCGUCCAAUAUGCUCAUUGUAGGGAGAGCAAUUGCUGGAAUGGGGAGUUCUGGCGUCUUGAACGGUGCAGCCACAAUAUUGUCCGCCUCUGUACCUCUUGAAAAAAGAGCUCUGUACUUUGGCAUUGUGGGAUCAUGUGGUCAGAUAGGCGUGGUGGGCUCGCCAUUAAUUGGAGGUGUAUUGACGGAAUAUGCAACCUGGAGAUGGUGCUUCUACAUCAAUCUCCCCAUCGGCGGGCUGGCAGUGCUUGCUCUUCUUUUCAUUUCAAUUCCCGAACACAGUCUUAACAGACCUGAGCAGCAAUCGGAUAUCCAUUUCGCCUCUCUCUUUUCUGAUCUCGACACUAUUGGCUUUCUCCUCCUCUCUCCGACCCUCGUUAUGUUCCUUCUCGCUCUGGAAUGGGGCGGGGCAACAUAUCCUUGGAAUAGUACGAUGGUAAUCGCUCUAUUCUGCGGAUCGGCCGGCAAUCUGGCAUUAUUCCUAACUUGGGAAUACAAGAAGGGAGACGCGGCGAUGAUCCCCUUGAAAAUGAUUAAGCAGCGGGUCAUCUGUUCUUCUUCGUUGACUAUGUUCUUCCUUUAUGCGAAUAGCCUGGUCACUUCUUACUACCUGGCUAUAUACUUCCAAGGAGUGCGAGGCGAAUUGCCGAUGUUUAGUGGCGUGUAUAUGCUACCGGGUAUCAUUGCUCAAAUGGCCUCUGGUUUCUUAUCUGGCUUAGCAGUCCAGAACAAUGUCCCUCCCUCCAAAAUCGCUGUCAGUGUGGCUUUUCUCUAUUUCUGCCAGACCUUCGGUGGCGCACUGUGGCUCUCCUUCGCCAGCACAGUCUUCAAUGCCGGUCUUGCAAACCUUCUACCCAUAUACGCACCAGACGUUUCCUUUGCGGAAGUAACUUCGGCUGGUGUAUCGGGAAUUCGAUCUGUGAUACCACAUUCUAGUCUAGACGGUGUGAUUAUGGCUUAUAAUAAUGCUGUUCAGCAUGUUUUCUACAUGGUUGCUGGGACUGCGACGGCGGCUUUUGUAGUUAGUUGGGGGCUAGGAUGGAAGAGCGUCAAGAAGAGAAGAGCCUAG
This is a messenger RNA of Penicillium pulvis, 1455 nucleotides long. Its product is annotated as MFS general substrate transporter. Gene Ontology annotation, molecular function: transmembrane transporter activity. Lineage: Eukaryota; Fungi; Ascomycota; Eurotiomycetes; Eurotiales; Aspergillaceae. The transcript has 8 exons. The coding region runs from base 1 to 1455 and encodes 484 amino acids. Gene Ontology annotation, biological process: transmembrane transport. The record is from RefSeq and is a predicted model, not a curated record.